AAAGGUUAGUGCACCUACGUAAACGUUAGAUAAGUGUGAGUGCUCUGCCAGACAGAAUUGUCCUCCGACUCUUCUGGAUGUCGUCGGAUCAUCUGCCGUCAUGAAUUUAAAGCUUCUCUUCUUGUGUCUCGUCUUGGCAGCGCUGCUCCUACCUGCUGAACUCAAACCUAAAAAGGACAAAAGAAAUCAUCACGACCAUAAAGAUAGAGGUGAUCACCACCGUGGUCGGGGUCGUCCUCGUGAUCGAGAGCAUGAGCUUAAACGUGAAAAAAAGAAAUGGAAAGUCAAGGACAUUAUUGAAGUUUUUCACAUCUUCAACGACGAGGAUGACGAUGAGGAAGAAGAUGAAGAACACGAGGAGUGGCUUUUUGACCUUCAAAAUCCAGAAGGUAGAUGUAACCCAAACCCUUGUAUGAACAACGGGGUGUGUGAGCCAAAAGGAAAGAACCACUUUAAAUGUGACUGUCCCAAACAUUUCAAAGGGAGGAGAUGCGAGAGAGGUCCAAAACGUUGUAAAAAACAAAAAUGUGGGCAUGGUGAAUGUGUUCUGACCUCAUCGCCACCAUUUUAUGAGUGCAAGUGUAAGUGGCCCUUCCAGCCUCCAAACUGCAGAAAAAUUUCACCGUGUGAAACCAACCCUUGCAAAAAUGGUGGAACAUGUGUAGUGGAUGGUGAGGACUUUGACUGUAAUUGUCCUCCAGGGUACAGAGGACAAUUUUGUCACGUUGGCCCAAAUGACUGCUUUGUUGAUGAUGGAGAGUCAUAUCGCGGUAAUGUGAGUGAGACAGAUGACGGUGACGAAUGCCUGUACUGGAACUCACAUUUCAUUCUGGACAAGGGAACCAAUCCAUUCAAUGCUUUUGAGGACUCAGAUGGACUGGGCCCUCAUAACUUCUGCAGGAAUCCUUAUGGGGAAUCGAUGCCCUGGUGUUUCUUCAGAAGGCGCCACAGACUGGUGUGGGACUACUGUGAUGUGACUGAGUGUCCUGACCCACCAGUUAUUACACCAACUCCUCCAGAGCCUGAUCCGACACACGAAAAGCCAGAACCUACAAUGCCUGAACCUACAAUGCCUGAACCUACAAUGCCUGAACCUACAACAACGCCCGCAACAAUGACAACCAAACCUGCAGUGACUACCAAACCCCCAACGACUCAAGCACCUCCAACAAUUGUCUUACCCAGUGAUGGGCCAACUAUUGGACCCACUGAGGGUUUUGAGAUCCCCAUAACCACUGCCCUGCCCCAACCUUUUGCCACCUGUGGAAAGGCAGAACCCAAAAAAAUAACCAGAAUUUUUGGGGGUUUAAAAGUAUCUCCAGGGGCUAUACCAUGGCAGGUGUCUUUGCAAGUGAGACCAAAGAACACCCACCUGCCCUACAGACAUGUUUGUGGAGGUGUUCUAAUCUCCAGCUGCUGGGUAUUAACAGCUGGACACUGUAUCAUCCAAAACAAGGACAUGCUGGUGACUAUGGGAGGUCUGUCGUUGGAUUAUGAAGAACCCACAGAACAAAUCCACCAUGUUGAAGAGGCCAUUGUCCAUGAGAAGUUCAAUGAGACUGCACUAGCUGUUUACAAUGACAUUGCUUUGCUGAGGCUGAAUGGAACUGAUGGUGUUUGUGCCACUGAGAGCCAGUAUGUAAAGACAGCCUGUCUGCCUACUGGCCAACUGCCUGAUGGGAUGGAGUGCACCAUUUCAGGAUGGGGUGCCACCGAGAACUCUAGUUAUGGUUCCAAUCACCUGCUGCAGGCCAAUGUACUGCUGAUCAACCAGGAGAAAUGUGUUGACUCCACUGUUUAUGGCAAAAAUGUGGAUAAUUCCAUGUUCUGUGCUGGACACCUUAUGGGAGGAGUGGAUUCAUGCCAGGGUGACUCUGGGGGACCAUUGACCUGCAAGACGAACAAUGCCAGUGUUGUGUAUGGCCUGGUCAGUUGGGGAGACAAGUGUGGCAAAGCUAACAAACCUGGGGUCUACACACGGGUCACUCACUUCCUGGACUGGAUCAAAUCAAAAACUCAAGGGACGUUCUUGUGAGCGACAUACUGUGCCAGCUAGUGUAGCUGCCGGCCUGGUCACAACUGGAACAAGUUUACUGUAUGUGUAGCCUGGUUUUUGUCACUAAAAUGAGAGAGGUUUUUUUUUUUUUUUUUUUCGUAAUUCUAAUAUGUCUUACACAAAAAUAAGCUAAAAUGUGAAUCUAUUCGUCUAUAUGUGAGAUUUUUGUAAUUGUACUGUAAAAAAGUAUUAAUUCAGAUCAGGUAAGAAACAGUCCUAUAUUCAUUCCCUCUGCCAACAUUAAUUUCCUAUACAUACUUGCAAGGUAACUCCAGCACAUUGUGAAAUUGAUUGCAUUGACACAUUAAGGUAUAAAUUUGUUUGUCAAUCUUUUAUAGUGGUUUAGGAACAUCAACAGAAAUUCCCAUUAGAAUUUCACAGUCGACCUUUCUGUUUUGUAUUUACCACUGUUUUAAAUCACAACUGUGCUACACAAGACUCUGGAGAUGAACCACAAAAUAAAUAAAGAGUAAAAGAUUU
Molecule: messenger RNA, 2536 nt
Organism: Cynoglossus semilaevis (tongue sole)
Lineage: Eukaryota; Metazoa; Chordata; Actinopteri; Pleuronectiformes; Cynoglossidae
Product: hyaluronan-binding protein 2
Exons: 14
Coding region: 101-2035 (644 amino acids)
Biological process (GO): proteolysis
Molecular function (GO): serine-type endopeptidase activity; calcium ion binding
Source: RefSeq, a predicted model, not a curated record